Molecule: messenger RNA, 847 nt
Organism: Doryrhamphus excisus (bluestripe pipefish)
Lineage: Eukaryota; Metazoa; Chordata; Actinopteri; Syngnathiformes; Syngnathidae
Gene: myl2a
Product: myosin, light chain 2a, regulatory, cardiac, slow
Molecular function (GO): calcium ion binding
Source: RefSeq, a predicted model, not a curated record
CCCAUCUUCCCCAUUGUUCACUGGCAUCAUUGUUGGUCUCACCCACAGCUGCUCAGCCAUGGCCCCCAAAAAAGCCAAAAAGAGGACAGCAGAGGGAGCCAAUUCCAAUGUGUUCUCCAUGUUUGAGCAGGCCCAGAUUCAGGAAUUCAAGGAGGCCUUCACCAUCAUGGACCAGAACAGGGACGGUUUCAUCGACAAGAACGACCUGAGGGACACUUUUGCAGCACUCGGACGCCUGAAUGUGAAACAGGAAGAGAUUGAUGAGAUGCUCAAAGAAGCUCCAGGCCCAAUCAACUUCACCAUCUUUCUCACCAUGUUUGGGGAGAAACUGAAAGGUGCUGAUCCAGAAGAGACCAUCCUCAAUGCGUUUAAAGUCUUUGACCCCGAGGGGAAAGGCGUACUGAGGAAGGACUAUGUGACACAAAUGCUGACAACACAAGCCGACCGAUUCACCCCAGAAGAGAUGGAGCAGAUGUUUGCUGCCUUCCCCCCAGAUGUGGCAGGGAACCUGGACUACAAGAACCUGGUUCACAUCAUCACCCACGGAGAGGAAAAAGACCAGGAGUGAUCUUAGGUCUCUUAAAGGGACAGAGACGUGAGGAAAUACAUUAUAUGGACUGUGGUCAAUUUAUGCUGGUGCCAUAGCUUCUUUGCCCAAAGAUCACACAAUAGGAUCAAGACCAGACCCUCCCCAAACAGCGGACGCGUGCCAGAACCUACACCGCAUUUCACAUUAGUCCCAUUCUUGUUUUUAUUCCCCCAUCCAUCGCGUCUGUGCUUGUUUGUCAAAUAAAAGUUUUUCAUUAAAUACUUUCCUGCUUCAUUUCUCAUGAUGUUGCUACGCUCA